Notolabrus celidotus (New Zealand spotty) is the source of this 5487-nucleotide messenger RNA. It is a transcript of the gene rps6ka4, whose product is annotated as ribosomal protein S6 kinase, polypeptide 4. Bases 900 to 3260 code for a protein of 786 amino acids. Gene Ontology annotation, biological process: intracellular signal transduction; regulation of DNA-templated transcription; protein phosphorylation. The transcript has 18 exons. NCBI's taxonomy places the organism in Eukaryota, Metazoa, Chordata, Actinopteri, Labriformes, Labridae. The record is from RefSeq and is a predicted model, not a curated record. Gene Ontology annotation, molecular function: protein serine/threonine kinase activity; ATP binding; magnesium ion binding.
CAACGUUACUCCGCCUACGCCGAUGCUCACGUGACUGACCGUCGCCCAGGUUGUGUCGAAAGCAUCCUGGUGUUAGCAGUUAGCUAGUCGUUGACAAAUAUUAAAACGAAUUGUAUAAAUACUUUUAAAAUGGGUGGAUUAAUACCGUGGCUCUGAAGAAGAAAAAGAAGAAAGGGAACUACAUAGACUGAUCUUUUCCAACACGGUCUGACUAUUGUUAUCUGAAGAGAGGCUAUCAAUAACAGCUAACCAAACAUUAGCGUUAGCUAACGUUCAAACUUUGAUGAGCUACAGAAUUUGUAAGCUAGCUGCUUGUUGCACAUUUACUCCUGCCAUUCAAGCUAGUGCGCUUACAUGUUUGUUAUUGUAGCACUUUUUGCUAACAUACUAGUAUUAUAAGUGUUAUUUGUUGAUACGGCGUUGUUUGGUUCAGACGUUGAUAUAAAACUAGUGUUAACGUUAUUACGAUAGCUAACUUAUGAAUGACUAAUUCUAACGCUAGCUCUUUAAACUUCACCGUAACUUACACACAGGCACUUAAAAUCAGAGCUAACCAGCUUACUCUACGAUAAAAAAGGCAACAAGGUCGGAAACAGAUGUCAUCCGUGUAGUUAAACGCCUGUGUUUUCUUAUUGAUUUCGGCCAAUCAUAUGAGAUAAAUAAUGCGAAACACCAGGAUGUCAAACACAUGGGGAUUAACGAUGGGGCAGCAGUAUUGUUUGGAAAACACAGCUGCCCGGUCAUUUCGAUAAUCCCUAUAUCCUGGGUGAUGCAUAUACAGUAGGUUUUAUUAUUUCGGAGCGUGUAGCGUAUUAGCUCAUAAAUACAGAGAUAUUUGGAUAGUUUCUCGUUUAAUCUAACACAGUCUAAGUAGGUAGUAGUCAACUUUGCUUUAAGUUAUGCCUGGGGACGCAUCUGAUAGUAGUGAUGACUCCGAUUCAAAAACAAAUGAAAAGGCCUGCACCGUCAAGCAUCAAAUCACCAAUGCUAACCUCACAGGUCACACUGAGAAGGUCGGCAUGGAGAACUUCGAGCUGCUCAAAGUCUUGGGCACUGGAGCCUAUGGAAAAGUGUUUCUGGUCAGGAAGAACACCGGUCACGAUGUCGGACAGCUUUAUGCUAUGAAGGUGUUAAAGAAAGCAGCCAUUGUCCAGAAGGCAAAGACCACAGAACACACUCGCACUGAGAGGCAGGUGCUGGAGCAUAUCCGCCAGUCACCCUUCCUGGUCACACUGCACUACGCCUUCCAGACGCAGAGCAAACUUCAUCUCAUCCUGGACUAUGUGAGUGGAGGGGAGAUGUUCACCCAUUUGUACCAGCGGGAUCACUUCUCUGAGGAGGCGGUGAGGAUUUAUAUCGGGGAAACAAUCCUGGCUCUGGAGCACCUGCACAAGCUUGGGAUCGUGUACCGAGACAUCAAGUUGGAAAACAUUCUCCUCGACAGUGAAGGCCACGUGGUGUUGACAGAUUUUGGACUCAGCAAAGAGUUUCUUGAAAAGGAGAAAGAAAGGACGUACUCUUUUUGUGGCACCAUCGAGUACAUGGCACCUGAGAUCAUCAGGGGGAAAUCUGGGCAUGGCAAGUCGGUAGACUGGUGGAGCCUUGGGAUCCUGAUGUUUGAGCUGCUGACAGGAGCGUCUCCUUUCACCCUGGAGGGAGAGAGGAACUCCCAGAGUGAGGUGUCAAAACGUAUUCUGCGCUGUGACCCACCGUUCCCCUCCAUGAUUGGACCAACUGCUCAGGACCUGCUGAGGAAGUUGCUGGUUAAAGACCCUCACAGGAGGCUGGGUUCUGGACCACGAGGGGCUGAAGACAUCAAAGCACAUUCCUUCUUCAAGGGCCUGAGCUGGACUGACCUCGCAGAGAAGAAGGUGGCCAGUCCAUUCAAGCCAGAGCUGAAGAGUGAACUGGACACGGGGAACUUUGCUGAGGAGUUCACAGGGAUGGAUCCUGUUUACUCUCCUGCAAGCACACCCCCAAGCACUGACCGCCUGUUCCAGGGUUACUCCUUCAUUGCUCCCUCCAUCCUCUUCAAUAAAAACGCUGUCAUGGGAGACUUUGCUGAGUCUCAGGUUGGUGCUGAUCGACCGGGUUCAGCUUCUGUUCAGCGCAGUGCGAUGUUAAAGGAGUCGCAGUUUUUCCAGCACUAUGAGCUGUGUCUUCACGGGCCACCCCUGGGCGAGGGCAGCUUCUCUGUGUGCAGGAAGUGCCGGCACAAACAGAGUGGCCUUGAGUACGCUGUCAAGAUCGUCAGCCGCAGAAUGGAGGCAAACACUCAGAGGGAGAUCGCUGCUCUGAGGCAGUGUGAGUCCCACCCAAACAUCGUCAAGCUGCAUGAAGUCUACACUGAUCAGUAUCACACAUAUUUAGUGAUGGAGCUCCUGCACGGAGGGGAGCUGCUGGAAAGGAUCAAGAAAAAGAAACUGUUUGGUGAGGCAGAGGCCAGUCAGCUGUUACAGAGCCUGGUCUCAGCUGUCAGCUUCAUGCACGAAGCUGGAGUCGUGCACAGGGAUCUCAAACCGGAGAAUGUGCUGUUUGCCGAUGAGGGGGAGGACGCGGUGCUGAAAGUAAUAGAUUUUGGAUUCGCUCGGCUGUGCCCUGCAGGCAGCGCCCCCCUGCAGACUCCCUGCUUCACACUGCAGUACGCCGCACCUGAACUCUUUGAGAGCGCAGGAUACGACAAAGCCUGCGACCUCUGGAGUCUUGGGGUCAUCCUGUACACCAUGCUGUCAGGCCAGGUGCCAUUCCUGAGCGAACAGCGUGGGAUGACCUCAUCGUAUGCUGCUGACAUCAUGCAAAAGAUAAAAGAGGGUGAUUUCUCAUUGGAUGGGGAGGCCUGGAAGGGAGUGUCUGAGGAUGCCAAAGAGCUUGUUAAAGGCCUGCUGACAGUGGAUCCAGAGAGACGUCUCAAACUGUCUGAUCUGAAAGAGAACAGCUGGCUGCAGGGUGGAGCCUCCAUGUCCACCACUCCUUUGUGCACCCCUGAUGUGCUUGAGUCAAGCGGGCCCACUGUACGCACCUACGUCAACGCCACCUACAAGGCUUUUAACCGCGGUAAGAGAGAGGGCUUCUUUCUGAAAAGUGUCGACAAUGCUCCCCUCGCAAAACGCCGAAAACUGAAGAUGACCAGCACAGGAGUAGAGACCAGAUGGAGUUCAUCCUCUUCCUCCUCCUCUUCUUCCACCUCCUCUUCAGCCUCAGCCUCUGCAAAAGCAUCCAAAGCACAGCCAAAGCAAACUGUGAGCCCAAAGCAGAGCUAGCCUGAACAGCAGGGGGAGAGAAUGAAGUGGUGUGUGUGUUUCUACUGGCAACACGGUGUCCUCCAGUGGUGAUAGGCUCACCCAGUUCCAAAAAAACACACUCUGACACGCCAAAAGACUGGUUAAAGUUUGUAUUAAAUGUUCAAUACAACAUAGAAUUCAACUUUUCAACAGCAAAGCAACUUCAUACAUCAGGACGUAUUCUCCCCAAACCAAACCUGUAUUUUCACUGAGAAGAUGGUGGAGGUUUAGUUUAGUAUCUUUAUGAUGUACAGAAAUCUGUGGCCUUGAGAAAAAUGAUUACUUACUCAGUAUUCACUCACCAUAAUAUGGUGAUAUCACACACUAAAGUAAAAAAUGAGUUGUUACCUUUGUUCACUGUGGGUAAAAACAGUGCCUGGCUAUAAAGGGAUAAAGGGAAAAAGGAGCCAUAAAUGAGCAGAAGCCAUACAAACAGUAAAGCAGUGCAUUUACCAGUUAAGCCGAUUUGAAUACACACCAAUUUGCACACAGCAAAUGAGUAGUCCUUCCAGGACCAGGAUUCAGCAGGCUUAACCCUUUACAUGUAUUAAGAUAUUUUUUCAGGUUGCCAAACAGAUAAAAUUGGCAAAACAGGCAAAAGUUUGGACACUAGUGCCGUGCAAACACUUCUGGGUUUGUGGAAACAUGCAUAUUUUUUUUGCCUCUCUCAGUUGUUUGAGCAAAAUUCCUGCUGUUUGCACUAUUAGCAGAGAAUGUAAAAGAACAAAUGAUACAAAAUAAAUGUAGAUAGCUGGAAGGACUUAGUGCAGAGGGAGAUGAUUGUGAUGUGUGAAACCCCUGAGACAGCAAAACGAUGGAAACUGCUGAAGUCUGUGUACAGUUCUGAGUCAGGACAGACUUCAAACAGCACUGACGUCUCCAACACACAAACUCUACAAACCCCAUUCAACAGAACACAGAGAGCAUGUCCUGAUUUUAGAGUGUUAUGAGAGAAUAUCAGAGUUUGACUUGAAGAGGUUGCAGUGCUACACGACUGUGGAAACACAUGGGGAGAAAAAAAACAGAAAAAAACGAGGGGUUUUCUACUUUCUUCAUGUUCUUGCUGUAAAUUACUCGCAUUAUUGUGCCGGUCUGAAAUCUCAAGCAUGCUAAUCUGUUAUAAUGUAAGAUUCAUUUUUUUAUAUAUAUAUUUCACUACCUAAGAAGCUGUCAACCUGAAAGUUUUCAUUCUACUAAAAGCAGCUUGAUUGCAUGUAGAUUGGAGCAAAAUCCAUUUUGAUGAUUUUGCAUGUCAUCGUGAAUCCUAAAGGGUAUCACAGCUUUCUGGUGCCCCAUAAGACCAGACUGCGCCAUGUGCAGCAAUCAUAAUCACAGUUGGAUUUGAUACAAUGAGAGAUUGUUUCCCCUUCAGAUAAACUCAGGUUGUUGUAACCUGGGCCACUCACCUAGUGAUGUCUUUAUUUUCCAGAGGUGGUUUUAAAAGAUUAUACGGCUUUGAAUUUGAAAUGUUACAGAAUGAGACACUUAAUAAUGACUUUAACAUGGUUCCAAUGUGACCAUCCUGCAGAAUGAUUGUGUAUAUACUCAUCCUUGAAAAAGAGCAAAAGAAAAAGGUGUAAUGGUUUUUAAUUUGACAUCAGUUUCAAUGGUAUAUAAGUGUCCUGAUGUAAUUAUGUUUUUAUUGGACUUUACUUUUUUACAUGUUGCACAGUCAGUUGAUCAACUUAACACAUUUCAGCUUUAAAGGUGCUUUCUCUGAUAUUUAUUACAUGUCAUUGAUUUUAAUGCAGUGGUAAUGGGAUUGAUAAUUUUAAUUGGCUCUUGCUGUGCUCCAACAUUAUAUGUGUGUGCGUACGUGUGUGCAUGCAUGCGAGAAAGAGAAGGAGAGAGAAAGAGCGAGAGAGUGUGAUUGUUAUUGGGAUGUUUGUUGUACCAAUAUUUCUGUACCAGAAGAAGCAUUAUUGCAAGUUACUGUAUUAUUUUCUUGAUGUUGUUUUCCUCCUUCAUCUUUGAAAGGUAUCUGGUAUCUGUUUGUGUUUGAGCAUUGACAUUUGUACUUCAAAACCUGUGCUUUUAUUGGUGUUUAAUUAUUUUGUUGUGGUUAAUGAUGUUUUUCUUUUCUCUCUCUCUUCUUUUUGAUUAUUGUUAUUUUACUGAGAUGCACUGUCACUGAUGUUGUAACUGGGAAUUUAUCUUUUGCACCAUAAUUUUUGGGUCGGUGCAAAAUAAACAUGACUUUUAAAUA